GCCUGGGUGAUGGAUGGAUGGCUUUGUGCAUCGUUGGUGCCUGGGAGAGCUCUGUGCAGACUCAGGGCAAUGUGGGUUUGUGCAUCGAGUGCGGGCUCUGUGUCCAGAAGUGAGCUGAGUGUGUGCCCGGGCAUGUGUGUCUCCACGCAUCUGUGUGUUACUCUUGCAUGUAGGGUGUGUGUGUGUGUGUGCCUGUGAGCAUCUGUGUUUCUCACAUGUGACAAGUGUGCUAAUGGGAGUGUGUGCUCGACUUUGUGUCAGUCUCCAAGCAUAUGUGUUUCUCUCCAGUGUGACAAGUGUGAGUGUGUCUGGAGGGGUCUAGAUCUAUGGGACUUGGGAAUUAGUCACCUUUGGUGUGAGCGUGUCACUGUGUAGGCCUGUGGGGGGCUGUAUGUGUGUAAAACUGUGUGGGCCUCUGGUGUGUAUGUGCAUGUCACGUGCAAGAAUACACAUAGGUCUACAGGGGUGUGUUCUUGUGUCAGCGCAUGCACUUGCAACUGAAGGGGUCCUUUGUGGGUCUGCAGGUGUGGUGCCCCCGGUGUGUGUGUCUGUCUGUCCCUGCCAGUGUGUGUCUGUGUCUGGUGUGGGAGCGGCACCGCCCACUUCCCCUGCGGGGUGGGAGCCCACAGUGCCCUCCGGGUCUCCUUAGCGGCUGGGGCCUGUAAUUAGCGGCUGGCUUUUGUCUGUGCUAGGCUGGGGCCUCCUCCCUGCACACUGCUGGGCCAGAUGUGCCCGGAGGAGGCCACAGGCACCUCCAGCCUCUGCCUGGCCUCGCACGACCGCAGCCUGGGUGGGGAGACUGGGCUGCCUGGAAGGUGGUGGCCGCUGGUCUCCCCAGGAUCCCGGGAUGGGCCAGAGCCGAGCUUCCGGCCGGCUGUUUGGGAGAGACGUUUCCUGCUCCAGCGCGGCCCCCUCUCCCAGGCUGGCGGCCUCCCUCCUGCCUCCUGGAGGCGGCAGUGGGUGAUGUCCAGGCCUGGGCGUAAGCACAGACAGGGUCACUGACUUGCCACACUGCGCACACACACAGUCCUACCCACCACAGGACGGGUCCCAUUCGGAUGUCACCCACUGGGCUUCCAGAUAGGGAUCCCCUGCCUCCACCUCAUGGUCCCCGGACUUGCUGACUCUCAUGCUCCGCCCUGCCCCCACCAACCACACUGGGCUCUGUCACACUCCCCUCCACGCCUGCCAUGGCCCUGAUGAACACAACCUGCAUGCCCUCUGCACCCCUGUGCCUCCUGCUACAGCCCCUGAACUCUAGACAGCUCAAAACUAAAGGCCAGCUGCCCUCCUCUUCCCUGUCCCCUUCCCACAGAGGAGGCCACUGGCCCAGGGUGCCCUGUGCUGUGAACAGCCAAGGGAAAGAUCCACACACGUGUGUGUUCAACACCACACCACCAACAAAAGCCCCUGAAAGGAGCCAGCGAUGCUGCCCAGGCUGUGAACAGGAAGGCAGCACUGCAGGGGCUGCCAGCAGCCAGCGGGGCUGGGGAGAGACAUGUGGGCUCGUAGCCCCUAUGGCUCCCGCCUGCCAGAUCCUCCGCUGGGCCCUCGCCCUGGGGCUGGGCCUCGCCUUCAAGGUCACCCACGCCUUCCGGUCUCAAGAUGAUUUCCUGUCCAGCUUGGAGAGCUAUGAGAUCGCGUUCCCCACCCGCGUGGACCACAACGGGGCCCUACUGGCCUUCUCGCCGCCUGCCCCCCGGAGGCAGCGCCGGGGCACCACGGCCGAGUCCCGCCUCUUCUACAAAGUGGCUGCCCCCAGCACCCACUUCCUGCUCAACCUGACCCGCAGCCCCCGUCUCCUGGCAGGCCACGUCUCCGUGGAGUACUGGACACGCGAGGGCCUGGCCUGGCAGAGAGCCGCCCGGGCCCACUGCCUCUAUGCCGGGCACCUGCAAGGCCAGGCAGGCACUUCGCAUGUGGCCAUCAGCACCUGCGGUGGCCUGCACGGCCUGAUUGUGGCUGAGGAGGAAGAGUAUCUGAUUGAGCCCCUGCGAGGUGGGUCCAAGGGCCCCCGGGGCCCGGAGGAAAGCGGCCCACAUGUGGUCUACAAGCGCUCCUCUCUCCGCCACCCCCACCUGGACACGGCCUGCGGGGUGCGAGAUGAGAAGCCGUGGAAAGGCCGGCCGUGGUGGCUGCGCACCCUGAAGGCCCCGCCUGCCAGGCCUCCAGGGAACGAGACAGAGCGUGGGCAGCUGGGCCUGAAGCGCUCAGUCAGCCGGGAGCGCUACGUGGAGACCCUGGUGGUGGCAGACAAGAUGAUGGUGGCCUACCACGGGCGCCGAGACGUGGAGCAGUACGUGCUGGCCAUCAUGAACAUUGUUGCCAAACUUUUCCAGGACUCAAGUCUGGGAAACAUCGUCAACAUCCUCGUGACGCGUCUCAUCCUGCUCACGGAGGACCAGCCCACCCUGGAGGUCACGCACCACGCCGGCAAGUCCCUGGACAGCUUCUGUAAGUGGCAAAAAUCCAUCGUGAGUCACAGUGGACACGGGAACGCCAUUCCGGAGAACGGCAUGGCCAACCACGACACAGCGGUGCUCAUCACGCGCUAUGACAUCUGCAUCUAUAAGAACAAGCCCUGUGGCACCCUAGGCCUGGCCCCCGUGGGUGGCAUGUGUGAGCGGGAACGAAGCUGCAGCAUCAAUGAGGACAUCGGCCUGGCCACAGCCUUCACCAUUGCCCACGAGAUCGGGCACACGUUCGGCAUGAACCACGACGGCGUGGGGAACACCUGCGGGGCCCGCGGUCAGGACCCCGCGAAACUGAUGGCCGCCCACAUCACCAUGAAGACCAACCCGUUCGUGUGGUCGAGCUGCAGUCGCGACUAUAUCACCAGCUUUCUGGACUCGGGGCUGGGGCUGUGUCUGAACAACCGGCCUCCGAGACAGGACUUUGUGUACCCCACGGUGGCCCCCGGCCAGGCCUACGACGCGGACGAGCAAUGUCGCUUCCAGCACGGAGUCAAAUCGCGUCAGUGUAAAUACGGGGAGGUCUGCAGUGAGCUCUGGUGCCUGAGCAAGAGCAACCGGUGCAUCACCAACAGCAUCCCGGCGGCCGAGGGCACGCUGUGCCAGACGCACACCAUCGACAAGGGGUGGUGCUACAAGCGGGUUUGUGUCCCCUUCGGCUCGCGGCCAGAAGGCGUGGACGGCGGCUGGGGCCCGUGGACCCCGUGGGGCGACUGCAGUCGGACGUGCGGCGGCGGCGUGUCCUCUUCCAGCCGUCACUGCGACAGUCCCAGGCCGACCAUCGGGGGCAAGUACUGCCUGGGGGAGAGAAGGCGACACCGGUCCUGCAACACCCAAGAUUGUCCCCCGGGCUCCCAGGACUUCCGGGAGAUGCAGUGCUCUGAAUUUGACAGCAUCCCUUUCCGUGGGAAGUUCUACUCAUGGAAGGCGUACCGAGGGGGGGGCGUGAAGGCCUGCUCUCUCACGUGCUUAGCUGAGGGCUUCAACUUCUACACCGAGAGGGCAGCGGCUGUGGUGGACGGGACGCCCUGCCGCCCAGACACGGUGGACAUCUGCGUCAGCGGCGAGUGCAAGCACGUGGGGUGUGACCGGGUCCUGGGCUCCGACCUGCGGGAGGACAAGUGCAGAGUAUGCGGCGGCGACGGCAGCGCCUGUGAGACCAUCGAAGGGGUCUUCAGCCCAGCCCUGGUGGGGGCCGGGUAUGAGGAUGUCGUGUGGAUCCCCAAAGGCUCCGUACACAUUUUCAUCCAGGACCUGAACUUGUCCCUUAGUCGCCUGGCCCUGAAGGGGGACCAGGAGUCCCUGCUGCUAGAGGGACUGCCCGGGACUGCCCAGCCUCACCGCCUGCCGCUGGCUGGAACAACCUUUCACCUGCGACAGGGGCCAGGCCAAACUCAGAGUCUAGAAGCCCUGGGACCCCUUAAUGCGUCUCUCAUCGUCAUGGUGCUGGCCCAGACAGAGCUGCCUGCUCUCCGCUACCGCUUCAACGCACCCAUCGCGCGGGACACGCUGCCCCCUUACUCCUGGCACUACACGCCCUGGACCAAGUGCUCGGCUCAGUGUGCUGGUGGCAGCCAGGUGCAGGUGGUGGAGUGCCGCAACCAGCUGGACAGCUCGGCCGUGGCCCCCCACUACUGCAGUGCCCUCAGCAAACUGCCCAAGAGGCAGCGCGCCUGCAACACGGAGCCCUGCCCGCCCGACUGGGUUGUAGGAAACUGGUCCCGCUGCAGCCGCAGCUGUGACGCGGGCGUGCGCAGCCGCUCCGUCGUGUGCCAACGCCGCGUGUCGGAGGCCGAGGAGAAGGCUCUGGAUGACAGCGCCUGCCCACAGCCGCGCCCGCCGGUGCUGGAGGCCUGCCAUGGCCCAGCCUGCCCUCCCGAGUGGGCAGCCCUGGACUGGUCUGAGUGCACCCCCAGCUGUGGGCCAGGCCUCCGUCACCGCGUGAUCCUCUGCAAGAGCGCAGACCACCGAGCCACCCUGCCCGCUGCGCACUGCCCGCCCGCAGCUAAGCCACCGGCCACCAUGCGAUGCAACCUGCGCCGCUGCCCUCCCGCGCGUUGGGUGGCCAGCGAGUGGGGCGAGUGUUCUGUGCAGUGCGGCCUCGGCCAGCAGCAGCGCUCCGUGCACUGCACCAGCCACACGGGGCAGCCGUCGCGCGAGUGCACCGAGGCCCUGCGGCCAUCUGCCACGCAGCAGUGCGAGGCCAAAUGUGACAGCGCGCCGGCCGGGGACAGCCCUGAAGAAUGCAAGGAUGUGAACAAGGUCGCCUACUGCCCCCUGGUGCUCAAAUUUCAGUUCUGCAGCCGAUCCUACUUCCGCCAGAUGUGCUGCAAGACCUGCCAGGGCCGCUAGGGGGCGCGUGGUGCCUGGAACCGCAGCUGAGUGCAGGCUAAGGGCGGGAGCCAGGAGUGGAGGCUGAGAUGCAGAUACCAGUUAUUUAUUGGGGACCCCUGCAGGGCCCCUGGCUGGGAGGCAGGGAGGGGCUAGCACAUCCAGGGCCCCUCUUCAGCCUCGUGCCCAGCACGUGACCCCCCUCUAGAUGGGUCUGGGGACAGCGAUUAGCAGGGCGCCCCUCGCACCCCAGCCCUAGGGAGUCCCCAGCAGCCCUCCACCCUUUGUUGGAAUCUACUGUGAAGAGUGGGGUGGGGAGGGGGUCUGCCAGUGCUCUGCCCCCAGCACGAACUGACGCCCACUCCGAGCUGGGGAAGGGGCCGUGUCUGCGAUGGGGUAGGGAAGCUGAGCACCACCUCCCUGACCCCCCCAACCUCUGCCCAGCCUGCCCCAGGGGGACCCCAACAUCCGGGCCACCCCCAUCAUGGUGCUACAAGCCCUGCCCUGGGGCCCACACACUCCUCGCGAGAAAGCCCUACAUCAAUAAAGUUCUGUCUCGUGUA
This is a messenger RNA of Octodon degus (degu), 5365 nucleotides long. RefSeq names its product ADAM metallopeptidase with thrombospondin type 1 motif 10 (gene Adamts10). Bases 1191 to 4823 code for a protein of 1210 amino acids. Gene Ontology annotation, cellular component: extracellular matrix. Gene Ontology annotation, molecular function: metalloendopeptidase activity. The record is from RefSeq and is a predicted model, not a curated record. Lineage: Eukaryota; Metazoa; Chordata; Mammalia; Rodentia; Octodontidae. Gene Ontology annotation, biological process: proteolysis; extracellular matrix organization. The transcript is spliced from 25 exons.